Messenger RNA from Magnolia sinica, 5776 nucleotides. RefSeq names its product protein REDUCED CHLOROPLAST COVERAGE 3-like. The transcript is spliced from 23 exons. Bases 218 to 5416 code for a protein of 1732 amino acids. Gene Ontology annotation, biological process: organelle organization. The record is from RefSeq and is a predicted model, not a curated record. Gene Ontology annotation, molecular function: protein binding. Gene Ontology annotation, cellular component: cytoplasm. NCBI's taxonomy places the organism in Eukaryota, Viridiplantae, Streptophyta, Magnoliopsida, Magnoliales, Magnoliaceae.
CUCAACACUCCCUUUACAGAUUUCCGUUACAAUCGUCUCUUCUUUUCUUUUCUUCUUUCAAAUGAAUGGAAGCUAUUAAAAAUAGCUUUUGCUAAUUUAUAUAUCAUUGUUUCUCUCACUGUUUUUUGUUUUAAUUAGCUGAGGUUAUUCAAAUGCUAAAGGUCUGAAAAGAGUUUAUAAAGGGUUUCCCAAAAGCUAGCUAGCUCUUUCAAGGAAAAUGGCCCCCAAAAAUGGCCGUGGUAAGGCAAAUAAAGCUAAGGGAGAGAAGAAGAAAAAGGAGGAGAAAGUUGUUCCUAGCGUUCUUGAUAUCACUGUUUUGACACCUUAUGAUUCUCAAGUUAUACUAAAGGGAAUCUCCACGGAUAAGAUUCUUGAUGUAAGAAGGCUAUUAGCUGUUAAUACAGAGACAUGUCACAUUACCAACUAUUCAUUGUCUCAUGAGGUUCGAGGGCAGAGGUUAAACGAUACGGUGGAGAUUGUUUCUCUGAAACCCUGCACUCUAACCAUUGUAGAAGAGGAGUACAGCAAAGAGGAGCAGGCGGUUGCACACGUGCGAAGGCUGCUGGAAAUAGUCGCGUGCACCACCGCCUUCGGCAAGCAAAGCAAUGGAAGGGCAGAAGCGGCAGCGUCGAAGACGAAGAAGCAGAUAUCGGGCCCACCUCCGAGUGGAAAAUUACCGUCCUUGUCCUCUCCUUCAGAUGCAGAGAUUCCCGCCAUCUCGGAGAAGUACGGCAUGGCUCCGAUUCAGCCCCCUCCAAAGCUCUCCAACUUCUACGACUUCUUCUCCUUCUCUCACUUCAGCUCUCCUCUUCUCUUUGUCAGAAGAUGUGAUCGGCGGGGGGUUGAAGAGAGGCGCCAGGAUGACUAUUUUGAAAUGGAGGUUAAGAUAUGUAAUGGGAAGCUAGCGACCGUGUUUGCUUCCACCAAAGGAUUCUACACUGAUGGGAAGCAGUUUAUUCAGAGCCACUCUCUGGUGGACCUAUUGCAACAGCUUAGCAGGGCCUUCGCUAAUGCUUAUGACUCCCUUAUGAAAGCUUUUGUAGAACACAAUAAGUUCGGUAAUCUCCCGUAUGGAUUCCGCGCAAAUACAUGGCUCAUAACUCCAAUGGCUGCUGACUCUCCGUCAAAAUUUCCUCCUCUCCCAACAGAAGAUGAGAACUGGGGUGGUAAUGGUGGUGGGCAGGGAAGAAAAGGGGAACAUGAUCAUAGGCCAUGGGCCACAGAAUUUUCAAUUCUGGCAAGCAUGCCAUGUAAAACUGAGGAGGAGAGACAGACUCGGGACCGAAAAGCCUUUUUGCUGCACAAUCUAUUUGUCGACACCUCGGUCUUUAAGGCCGUUUCCACAAUUCGCCGUCUCAUAGAUUGUGAUACACACUCAAACAAGUCUCUACAAAUUAGCCCAGAUUUGAUAUUGCAUGAAGAACGAGUUGGGGACUUACGUAUUAUAGUGAAAAGAGAUGCAGAGGAUGCGAGCUCAAAGCUGGUGGACAAAAUCGAUGCUCGUCAGGCAUCAGAUAUGUCUGCUAAGGAGGUUGUGCAAAGGAAUCUUCUUAAAGGGUUAACUGCAGAUGAGAGUGUGAUUAUUCAUGAUACUGCCACUCUAGGAGUUGUUGUUGUGAGACAUUGCGGAUACACUGCAGUUGUAAAAGUUUCAGGCGAUAUAAAGAAGGGAAGUUAUACAGCACAGGAUAUUGACAUUGAAGGUCAGCCAGGAGGAGGUGCCAAUGCCUUGAAUAUCAAUAGCUUGAGAGUUCUUGUCCACAAGCCAUGCAGCACAGAAUCAUAUGUAGGAGGCCCGCAUUCUCCUUCUCAAUCUGACGAUCAAAGGGCUGCUUGGAGGUUAGCGCGAAGAGUAGUUAAUGAUAGUUUGACCAAGUUACUGGAGACAUCGGCCGUUGAUGGAAGAACUAUCCGGUGGGAACUUGGUUCAUGUUGGUUACAACAUCUACUGAAGCAGGAAACUUCAACAACCAACAAUUCUAAUGGAAACGGAGAAGACACUAAGCUUGAGCCUGCUGUUAAAGGUCUUGGAAAGAAAUUUGAACUAUUGAAGAAGAUAAAAAAGAAAACAGAUGCAAGUAGUAAUGUAUCUGAUGCAGAGAAGGAAAACAAAAGCACAAACAGCAUUCAUACCAAAGAGAAAAUGGGUGAAUGCAACAAUGAAGCUGCAAUAAAGGCAAUGCUUUCUGAAGAAGCCUUCUUGCGUUUGAAAGAAUCUGGAACCGGUCUUCAUCAAAAGUCAUUGGAUGAGCUCAUUGAUAUGGCACAUGAGUAUUACGAUGAUGUUGCUUUACCGAAGCUGGUGGCAGAUUUUGGCUCACUCGAACUUUCUCCAGUUGAUGGACGCACACUAACUGAAUUCAUGCAUACAAGGGGACUACAAAUGCGUUCAUUGGGACGUGUGGUUCAACUCGCAGAAAAGCUUCCUCAUAUACAGUCGCUUUGUGUUCAUGAGAUGGUUAUUAGAGCCUUCAAACACAUAUUACAAGCUGUCAUUGCUGCUGUUGAGAAUGUAUCUGACUUGUCUGCAGCAGUAGCUUCAUGUUUGAAUAUUUUAUUAGGAUCCUCAACAAUGGAAAAAGGCGACCAAGAAUUAUCCAAUGAUCAUAUUCUCAAAAUGAGAUUGUUAGAAACCUUCCUUUCCAAAAGAUUUGGUUGGGAAUUAAGAGAUGAAUUUCAACACUUAAGGAAGUUUGCAAUUCUACGAGGACUUUGCCAGAAGGUUGGACUGGAGUUGGUUCCUAAAGAUUAUGACAUGGAUGGCCCAUACCCAUUUAAGAAAUCUGAUAUUAUUAGCUUGGUCCCUGUGUGUAAACAUGUGGCAUGCUCAUCUGCAGAUGGUCGAACCUUAUUGGAAUCAUCCAAGACUGCAUUGGAUAAAGGAAAGCUAGAGGAUGCUGUCAACUAUGGAACAAAGGCACUGUCAAAAAUGAUAGCAGUCUGUGGUCCCUACCAUCGAGCAACUGCUAGCGCAUACAGUCUUUUGUCAGUUGUUCUUUACCAUACAGGGGACUUCAACCAGGUAACUGCGGCAACAAUAUAUCAACAAAAGGCUCUUGAUAUCAAUGAGAGAGAGCUUGGCCUUGAUCAUCCAGAUACCAUGAAAAGCUAUGGGGACCUCUCUGUAUUUUACUAUCGACUCCAGUACACUGAACUAGCUUUAAAGUAUGUCAACCGUGCAUUGUACCUCCUUCAAUUUACAUGCGGACUCUCACACCCAAACACUGCUGCAACAUAUAUAAAUGUGGCUAUGAUGGAAGAGGGCAUGGGGAAUGUUCAUGUUGCUCUCAGAUACCUGCAUGAGGCCCUUAACUGCAACCAAAGAUUAUUGGGAGCAGAUCACAUACAAACUGCUGCGAGCUAUCAUGCCAUUGCGAUAGCUCUUUCUUUGAUGGAUGCCUAUUCCCUCAGCGUGCAGCAUGAGCAAACCACGCUACAGAUACUCCAAGCCAAACUUGGAUCAGAGGAUCUCCGUACUCAGGAUGCUGCUGCAUGGCUUGAAUAUUUUGAAUCGAAAGCUUUGGAGCAGCAAGAGGCUGCCCGCAAUGGUACUCCAAAGCCAGAUGCAUCCAUUGCAAGCAAAGGUCACCUUAGCGUUUCAGAUCUCCUUGACUACAUAAGCCCACAUCAAGACGCGAAAGGAAGAGAUGCACAGAAGAAACAACGGCGUGCGAAGGUUUUGCAGAAUCAUGAUAGACCCAGCCAAGAACAUGCCAAUCCAUAUGCAGAUGACAUGCAGCAUGAUGUUAAUCAAACUCCCAUCAUAGCUGAAGAUGCCAGAAAGGAAAUAAGCCCUGAAGAAUCUCAGCAAGAAAAGUUUAAAGAAAAUGAUGACAUCAAUUCGCGCAAUGCGCCAGCAGUGGUAGAUGUGGGAUCGCUGGAAGCUAUGUCUGAUGAUGGGUGGCAAGAAGCCAAUUCAAGAGGCCGUGCUGGAAAUGUUGGAGGGCGGAAGUUUGGCUCAAGACGACCAGCACUUGCAAAGAUAAACAUAAACAGCUCAGAGCACUCAGAUUUUAGAGAGGCCACUUAUAAGAGGACGACCAUGUCUCCAGCUCAAAAAACCAACUUUGCCAGCCCAAAAACUGCUUCAACUGAUGUGGGUGCUGCCACAAAGGUUCCGAAGUCAGCAAGAUUGACCGUUGGAGAUGAGCUGAAUCAAAAGCAGGCAAAGAAUCCAAAUGUGGAAGCUGAACCAAAACAGAACCCGAAGGCUGUACCAGCCUUCAAGAUUUCUUUGGUAACAGCAACAAAUUCUCCAAUCGCUUCAAAAUCUCCAUCCUACAAAGAAGUAGCUUUGGCACCUGCUGGCACAGUCUUGAAAGCAGCAUUGGAGAACCCAGAUGAAAUAAACAAGGAGACGAUUGAUACCCAGACCCACAGAAAUUCAGUAGAGAUAUCCAACGAGGAAGAUAUAGAUGGUGAAGGAGCAAUGCAGGAAGAAGAGGAAAAGAAAUCUCCAGUCACUAGUGAGCAAGAAACUCAACCUUCUGCUGUGAAGGUGCCUUCACAGGACACAGAAAAGCCUGCAUCUGAAUCUAGUGAGAUUCCAUGCCCGGGGAAUGACAACAAGCCUACUGAAACUAACAGCAGCAAGCUUUCGGCUACAGCACAGCCAUUCAGUCCUGGGGCACUGUCGUUGAUGACCCAUCUGUUCCACACAACUGCCAUAGCUGGUUUCUAUGACAUCAGAGCUGAUAAUGGAACAGUUUCACCUCAACUGGCAGGCAUCCCAACACAGUCAGUUGCUUCUAGGGUCCCUUGUGGACCACGAUCGCCUUUCUAUUAUAGAACUGGCCACUCUUUCCGUAUGAAACCUGGUUAUCCUAACUGCCACCAUGCUGUUAUAGACAGGAGCAGCUUUACUUCCCCAAAAGUCAUGAACCCAAAUGCAGCCGAGUUCGUCCCAAAGAAGACAUUUGUAGAAGCUCAGUGUUGUGGAGCCGAAUCAAAUCAGCAGACAGAUUCAUUGGUAAGUGCAAAGAAGGAUUCUUCACCCGCAGUGUUUUCAGAAGAUAAAAGCUGUAAUGAGAAAGCUGUUAACGAAGCUAAAGACAGCAGAGGGAAAAACAGUAGUAAUAAGCAAAAAUCAGAGCUUGCAAAGCAGAUUCUGCUUAGUUUUAUCGUUAAGUCGGUCCAAAAUAACAUUGAUCCACCAAAAAAGAAGGGCAAUGAGAGGAAUAACGAAGUUUCAGACCGUGCCUUAGAACCAUUUUAUAGAGAGAGCACCAUAGCCAAAGUAAUACAUGGAGAUGAUGGUAAGAUGGAAUCGUCUAAGAAGGUGGAUGUAAAUAAAGCUAAGAGGAAGGAUGGAGAAGGAUUUACGGUGGUUCCGAAGAGGCGAAGAAACAAGCAGCAAUUCUCCAAUACGGCAAAUGGGUUAUACACUCGGAAAGCUAUCUGCGCUCCAGUCAACUGAAAGAGUAAACAAGUACGGAAUAUACCAACCCUCAAAUGGAGGAAAGUAAAGAGUUCUAGUGUAUUGAUUUUGUUGCAAGGAGAGUUUUAUGAGAAGGCAAUAAGGUAUGUACAAUAAAUGUUUGCUCUCUAGGUUUUUUUUUUUAAUUUUUUAUUUACUCCCCGGGACGUUCUUUUCUAACUGACAGAGGUAUCCAAGUGUUGCCGUCUUUAUUAUUUUUGCCAUAUUUGGAAAUGAAAGGAGGUUCACUGAAAUUGGAUGAGUUUGAUAGUUGUACAAAAGCCUCUGAAAGGUUAUGUAGAGAUCGACUGUUUCAUUUUUCUAGAGCUUAUGCUUAAUCAAUAAAAUGCUUUUACUGAA